AUGUUAACGACGGGACUCAUUUUGACCCCUCCAGCGGUGGGCAGUGCCAUCCUGGUGAACUGCUCUGAGCCGAACCAACCCGCCUUGCUGGACGCUCUGCGUCAAAUCUUCAACCUGAGCUCCAUACGACCCGUCAUGAACAUGACAACCUGCACCAACGUCUACACGUACUUCACCAUGUAUGGGAUACUCGGGGUGGAAGAAAAGGCUCAACUCCUGGUUACUUACCUUUGGCUAACUUCUUGGUGGAUGAACGAGCUUGUCAGCUGGGACCCGAUCCAAUGUGGCACUGACUCCAUUUCUCUUCCCAGAAACCUGUUUUGGACGCCAGAUAUUGUCAUCAACGAAUUCAUGGAUGAAAACACAGCCCCCUUUGUCCCAUAUGUGUACCUGUAUAGCGAUGGUAGAGUGAACGAUGCUCAACCAGUCAGAGUUGUCAGCUCUUGUAACCUUGACAUCUACACCUUCCCCUUCGAUAUUCAGAACUGCUCUCUGACUUUUAACUCCUACAUGCACCUUGCCACGGACAUAAAGAUUUUCACCGGGAGGGAUGCAGAGACGAUAACAGCGUUUUCCAAGGAGGUGAUGACCACCAUGGGGGAAUGGGAGCUGCUGGAAAUCACCUCAAAUAAAAUCAACAAGGACAAUUCCGAUGAUUUCAUUGAUGAACUUAUGUUUCAUGUGCGAAUUAGACGCCGUGCCACCCUGUAUGUGGUGAACCUCCUGAUCCCCAGCUGCUUCCUCAUCACCGUGGACCUCUUCAGCUUCCUGCUGCCUCCUCAGAACGUGGACCGCUCCUCCUUCAAGAUGACCCUCAUCCUGGGCUACACCGUCUUCCUGCUCAUCAUGAACGACCUGCUGCCCAUCACUGGGAACACCAUACCGCUCAUAAAUGUGUUCUUCUCUAUCUGCCUGGCUCUGAUGGUGGCCAGUCUGCUGGAGACCAUCUUCAUCACCAACCUGCUGUGUGGCUCAGCUGACUUCUCUCCUGUCCCUCGCUGGAUCCAUGUGCUUGUUCUGCAAAUUCUGGGCCGUCUCGUUUGCCUGCGUCAGAGGACUAAAGAACCAAGCGAUUCAGAAAUGAAACCAAACGCCACGGUGGCACAGCAAAAACCUGAUGAUGAGCUUUCAGAGGAGAUUGGGACAGUGGUGGGGGGCGGGGCCCUUCAGGAGCUGAGGAGCCUGGGUAAGAACCUGCAGGCCAUCCGCCUGCAGGUGGAGCAGCAGCUGCGUGGAAGCAAAGGCCAGGAGGACUGGAUCCAGGUGGGUUUCAUCAUAGACCGCCUGCUGUUCGGCCUCUACAUCCUCUUCAUAUCAGUCAGCUUCAUUACCAUCAUCAUUAUCUGGGCAAACUCAUACAGUCAGUAG
Pungitius pungitius (ninespine stickleback) is the source of this 1368-nucleotide messenger RNA. Its product is annotated as 5-hydroxytryptamine receptor 3A-like. Lineage: Eukaryota; Metazoa; Chordata; Actinopteri; Perciformes; Gasterosteidae. Gene Ontology annotation, cellular component: plasma membrane; neuron projection; postsynaptic membrane. Bases 1 to 1368 code for a protein of 455 amino acids. Gene Ontology annotation, molecular function: acetylcholine-gated monoatomic cation-selective channel activity; serotonin-gated monoatomic cation channel activity. Gene Ontology annotation, biological process: signal transduction; nervous system process; regulation of membrane potential. The record is from RefSeq and is a predicted model, not a curated record. The transcript is spliced from 8 exons.